CGGCUGCUGUCCUUUGCUUUAGUUUGUUAAGCUUUUCUCGUGUCUGAAUCAUUGAGGACUUUUAUUUUUUUUUGCUGCGGGAAGUUCUUCAUCUACAGAUUUGUUUUCUACAUCAGUCAAGGAUUUUUUGCCAUCACAGUUUUGGUAAUCGGCGGCAGGUGUAACCUGAGAACCUCUCGCCCUUUAUACUAAGGAACCGGUCUGACUGCCUGAAACUCACCUGGGAGUGGGGAAAAAAAGCCAGAAGUAAACGGGGAGAGGAGCGCGGGUGCGGUGGUUUCGCGCUUUCAUUGACUUUUGACCGUCUUAAACAACGAGCAUCGGAAAGAAAGGUUUUAUCCAAAGGACAAACGAUCGAAAAAUGUAUUCCGUGUGCGCAUUCCUUGUCCUUACUUUGUUGUCCGCGGCCUCUGCUCAAGCUUCAGAUUGCACGUGUCCUACUAUGAAGUGGGCUAGUUGUGAUGGAACACCCUGUGCCUGCACACUACUGAUCGCUGCGGACAAUCCACUGAAUAUCAACUGUUCAAAGUUGGUUCCAAAAUGUUUCCUAAUGAAAGCAGAGAUGUAUAGAGCAUCAAAAGGCAUUUCAACCCGCAGAUUGGGCAAACCGAAUGAGCAUGCUUUUGUUGACAAUGAUGGUAUUUAUGACCCAGAGUGUGAUUCCAAUGGUGCCUUCAGGGCCCGCCAAUGCAAUCGUACAGAAACAUGCUGGUGUGUGAACAGUGCUGGUGUCAGAAGAACUGAUAAAGGAGACCUUAAUCUGAAAUGUGACAAGCUUGUCCAGACAACGUGGGUGCAAGCUCAACUGACAGCCAACCCAGUUCAGACUUCAGUUGAUCCAGUUGCUCUGAAAGCUGCAAUGACGCAGACUAUUCAGAGCCGUUACUUUCUUGAUCCCAGCUAUGUGGAAAAUGUGCAGUAUUUUAAGGAGGACAACCUUAUACUUGUAGAUCUGAAGAACCCUAAAGGAGAUCCCAAUGUGGACAUUGCCACUGUCGCUUACUACAUGGAGAAGGAUGUGAAAGUUUUACCCCUGUUCAUGAGUAACAGUUCCCUGACAACUACAGUCGAUGGCACUCCACUGGGAUUUCGUAACAUUUUGGUCUACUAUGUGGAUGCUGAACCUCCCACCUUUACUAUGAAGAAGCUAACUGCUGGAGUUAUUGCUGUCAUUGUUGUGGUUGUCCUUGCCAUUAUUGCUGGAUUGGUAGUUCUGUUCCUUACAAGGAAGAAGGAGAAGUCCCAGAAAGCACAGGUCAGAGAAAUGGACGAUCUGCAGAAAGAACAGUUGACCUCGUAACUGGCUGCCUUUUGUGAAAAGUGACAUUGAAAGAACUGUUUGGACUACUGGGCAAAUGGACAGGGGAUCGGAUUUUGAAUGUGGCAUUUUUUUUAGCUGCU
Polypterus senegalus (gray bichir) is the source of this 1401-nucleotide messenger RNA. It is a transcript of the gene epcam, whose product is annotated as epithelial cell adhesion molecule. Lineage: Eukaryota; Metazoa; Chordata; Cladistia; Polypteriformes; Polypteridae. The record is from RefSeq and is a predicted model, not a curated record. The transcript is spliced from 9 exons. The coding region runs from base 362 to 1300 and encodes 312 amino acids. Gene Ontology annotation, cellular component: membrane.